AUGUCCACGGCCUUGGCCCUGCACACUGCAGAGGCACGGCGAGGGCUUCUGGAAGUGAAGGUGAAGGAGGAGAUGAGCCAUGCCUGUGGGCAAGAAUCUAGCUGGUCAGGAAAGACCCUGGAGAACAGGGAGCUAUUCCGUAGAUGUUUCCUGCAGUUCUGCUACCGGGAGACCCCCGGGCCCCGGGAGGCGCUGCGCCAGCUCCGCGAGCUCUGCCACUGGUGGCUGCGGCCCGAGACCCGCAGCAAGGAGCAGAUCGUGGAGCUGCUGGUGCUGGAGCAGUUCCUGGCCGUCCUGCCCGGGGAGCUGCAGGCCUGGGUGCGCCAACGGCAUCCCCAGAGCGGGGACGAGGCGGUGGCGGUGCUGGAGGACUUGGAGCGCGAGCUGGAUGAGCCGGGAGAGCAGGUCCCAACCCACACUUAUGAGCAAGAAGAGGCUCUGAGGGAGAAGGCAACUCAAGGAGCAGCUCAGGUGUCCUCACUUGGCCAGUUCCGGAGCUCAGACUUGCAAGAGGUGUGCCCGGUGCAGGAGACCGAUGGUGGAGCUGAGGCUUGGCAUGUGCAGUUAGCACCAGGGGAGGAGAUACGCUAGAGAAAACGCUGCUGCAGAAGAACCUGGACUCUCCGCAGUGAUGUCACCCAAGGGCCAGCGUGCGGAGACGCCUGUGGCCAGGAGGGCGCACUGGACAGGCAGCGGGUAAGCUCCUCGGCAGAGCGGCCCUACGCCUGUGGGGAAUGUGGGAGGAGCUUCUCCCAGAACUCCACCCUCGUGGAGCACCAGAGAAGGCACGAGGAGAAGCCCUACACGUGCAGCGCCUGCGGCCGGGCCUUCAGCCCGCGCUCGGGCCUCUGCCAGCACCAGCGGCUGCACACCGGGGAGAAGCGCUACCGGUGCCGGGUCUGCGGCAAGGCCUUCAGCCAGAAUGCCGGGCUUUUCCACCACCUCCCCAUCCACUCUGGGGAGAAGCCUCACCAGUGCAGCCAGUGCAGUAAGAGUUUUAGUCGCCGCUCUGUCCUUAUUAAACAUCAGAGAAUUCACUCCGGAGAGAGGCCGUUCGAAUGUGAAGACUGCGGCAGGAGCUUUAUUUAUCAGUGCAACCCCGUCCAGCACCGAAAAGUCCACCUGGUGGCCCAGCCGGCUGGCUGCCCAGGACAGGUGGGGCCAGGUCUCUAA
Octodon degus (degu) is the source of this 1173-nucleotide messenger RNA. It is a transcript of the gene Zscan23, whose product is annotated as zinc finger and SCAN domain containing 23. NCBI's taxonomy places the organism in Eukaryota, Metazoa, Chordata, Mammalia, Rodentia, Octodontidae. The record is from RefSeq and is a predicted model, not a curated record. Gene Ontology annotation, biological process: regulation of transcription by RNA polymerase II. Gene Ontology annotation, molecular function: DNA-binding transcription factor activity, RNA polymerase II-specific; RNA polymerase II cis-regulatory region sequence-specific DNA binding.